Messenger RNA from Siniperca chuatsi (mandarin fish), 1453 nucleotides. RefSeq names its product telethonin. The record is from RefSeq and is a predicted model, not a curated record. Gene Ontology annotation, molecular function: titin Z domain binding; protein-macromolecule adaptor activity; structural constituent of muscle. NCBI's taxonomy places the organism in Eukaryota, Metazoa, Chordata, Actinopteri, Centrarchiformes, Sinipercidae. The coding region runs from base 201 to 695 and encodes 164 amino acids. The transcript is spliced from 2 exons. Gene Ontology annotation, biological process: skeletal muscle thin filament assembly; skeletal muscle contraction; skeletal muscle myosin thick filament assembly. Gene Ontology annotation, cellular component: Z disc.
CACACACACACACACACACACAUCUCAGACUACUUGGUCCACACAGAGAUACACACAUUGAUGAUGACACACGAUUUGAUUGCUCAUUGUAUCUGUUUUAUGCCAGUCAAGUCAGACACGAGGGAAAGGAGAGUGUGUCUUGGCACAAGCUUUUUACAUAGAAAUCACUGACAUUCACACUCUUGACACAGUUGCACACCAUGCACUGUGUGAGCAGAGGAGGCUGCUACCUGGUGAACUCCUACUGUGAUCUUCAGGAGGACAACCAGUGCAAGAAUGAGAGCUACCAAGCAUGUUGGCUGAGCCUGGUCCUUGAAACGAGACCGCAAUACAAGCUGACCGUGUCAGAGACAGACAGCAUUCGUAGAGAGAGUUACAAGCAGCAACAGGUGGUGCACUUCAUGGUCGAGAGGAGUCCCAGCCAGACACUGAGGCUGGGCAGUAACAGCAGCAGAGCCAUGACAGAGCACCAGCUACCCUUCUUCAACACCAGCUGGGACCUGCAUCACACCACCACAACCACCUUUGGGUGCACAGAGCAAAAGCCAGUCAUAUUAAGGAAGGGUGGAGUGGAUAAGCAGGAGGUGACUGCCGUAACUCAGGACCUCAGCAAGCCAGUCAGAGUGAACUUCAGAGCCUCGAGCCUGAUGUCCUCACCAAGGGAAAUCUCUCAUUGGGUGCAGAGGAGGGAGUGAAGCAAGGAGGUAGAGGGUAUUUAAAAUCGCAGUUCAGAAAAUAUAACAUAGUUUUUGUUAUUGUAAUUUACAUACUAGUAUUACUAAAUUAAAAUGUACUUCUAAAUUGAAUCAACUAUCUAAACUGUGACUUUUGAAAAAAAGAAUGCCUAAUGAUGAUAUGCCUCACAAGUAUUGUUUCUAUGUAUGACAAACUCCUAGAUAUCUCAUCUGUUAAGUAACUUGAUAUUUUUAGUAUUAUGCAAACAAAAGGCUUAAAUGGAAAAACUCCUCUUUUGAGGAGUGUUAACUUAUUUUAGGAGAGAUUCACUGGGUUUCUUUUCUCCUAAUUAAACAAUCAAAUGAUCAUCUUUAAAAAGGUGGAAUAAUGUUGAAUUGAUGAAUUCAUAAAUUAUGUGCUAUAAUAAAAUGUAACAAUAUACUGAUAUGAACACAUUCUGACAGACUCUUUAUGAUGAUUGUGCACUAUGUUCCAGGAAGAAAUUACACUUGGUCAUGGUCAGUGAUUUCCCUGCCUAACUAAGCUUCAUGAAACACUGUCUGGAACCUCAUUUUGCCUACUGUUUGACAUGGCAUUGAAGUUAAUAAGAUUGUCCUGUUAGAGAAAAUGCAACAAAUAACUUUACAUACAUGCGCUAUGUUAAGGUUGGGACUUUUGGAAUGCAUCUGUAGUUUCCAUCUAUUCAUAUUGCAUACUGUUUUUUUAUGUAUGCACUGAGUUUCCACAUAGCUAUUGUAUUAAAUUAUCAUUCUUCAAU